Messenger RNA from Neoarius graeffei (lesser salmon catfish), 4708 nucleotides. RefSeq names its product SRSF protein kinase 2 (gene srpk2). Gene Ontology annotation, molecular function: ATP binding; protein kinase activity. The record is from RefSeq and is a predicted model, not a curated record. Bases 571 to 3003 code for a protein of 810 amino acids. NCBI's taxonomy places the organism in Eukaryota, Metazoa, Chordata, Actinopteri, Siluriformes, Ariidae. Gene Ontology annotation, biological process: protein phosphorylation; spliceosomal complex assembly; regulation of mRNA processing. The transcript has 15 exons.
UCUGUUGUUGUGCAGAGAGCUGCAGAAGGGCCUGCCGAGCCAACGACUGCGCUGAGACUCAGACAGAAAGAGACCAAGAGAAGGAGGAGGAAGAGGUAGCAGCAGGUAGACAGUGUGGACAGUGUGAAGGAGCUCGGCUCUUCAUUUCAGGGCUUAGUGGAGGACGACGGUGUCAACAGAAGGAAGGAAACUAUCCCCUAAGCCUGAAAAAAGUGAAAGGAAAGGCAGAGGAUAGGAAGGAAGUAAGCAAAGAAGGAGAAAAGGAGGGAGGGAGAGGGGUGAGGAGGGGCUCCUCACGGCAUCGGAGUCUGCUCAAACGCAGCAAGAUUUCAUCUCCUCUCUAUUCUGUUAUCCAUCGUUUGCCCUCCAUCCUUUCUUUUUCCACGGUGAAAGAGAGGAGCGGAGGAAGACAAGGCAGCCCUCCUUCCUUGUCUCAGUGGAGCAGCACAGAAAGGAGAUGAGAAGAGGGAAACACUGAGCAAGGAGAGGCAGAUACACAGAGAGUGUUUUAUUCAUUCCUCGUUGCCUCUGUCGUUCCUUUUUGGAGCGAGCGGCUUGAAGCCUCUGCUCAUGUCCGUCAACUCAGAAAAAUCCUCGUCCCCGGAAAGGCCUGAAACGCAGCAGAAAGUCCCAUCCGCUCCCCCUCCUCCUCCUCCUCCUCCUCCACCACCCCAACCUGAACCAGUUGCACCCCCAGAGCCAGAGGAAGAAAUUUUGGGCUCUGAUGAUGAGGAACAGGAGGACCCGGCAGACUACUGCAAAGGAGGGUACCAUCCAGUGAAGAUAGGUGAUCUGUUCAAUGGAAGGUACCAUGUGAUCCGAAAGUUGGGCUGGGGUCACUUCUCUACCGUCUGGCUAUGUUGGGAUAUUCAAGGGAAGCGCUUUGUGGCGAUGAAGGUAGUGAAGAGUGCUCAGCACUACACAGAGACGGCACUAGAUGAGAUCAAACUACUCCGAUGUGUACGUGAGAGUGACCCCACUGACCCCAACAAAGACAUGGUUGUUCAGCUCAUCGAUGACUUCAAGAUCUCGGGGAUAAAUGGAAUUCAUGUAUGUAUGGUGUUUGAAGUCCUCGGCCACCAUCUACUGAAAUGGAUCAUCAAGUCCAACUACCAGGGCCUGCCUUUACCGUGCGUCAAGAGCAUCAUUAGACAGGUCUUGCAGGGGCUGGAUUACCUCCAUACUAAGUGCAAGAUCAUUCACACAGACAUCAAGCCAGAGAACAUCCUGAUGUGUGUGGAUGACGCCUUCGUCAGGCGCAUGGCGGUCGAAGCCACUGAGUGGCAGAAAGCAGGAGCUCCUCCUCCCUCUGGAUCUGCAGUGAGCACAGCACCCCAACUCAAACAGGUGGGGAAGAUCUCCAAGAACAAGAAGAAGAAGCUGAAGAAGAAGCAAAAGCGGCAGGCGGAGCUGCUGGAGAGACGCAUGCUAGAGAUAGAGGCAUUAGAGAGGGAGGCCGAGAGACAGAAAGCCAACGAAGGGCUAAACCCACCACCAGGACCUGCACUAGCACUCGGUGAGAGUGAAGAUGAGGACGAUGAAGAGGAGGACAUAGAGGAAGAGGAAGAAGGAGAGGGAGAGAGGGAGCGGCCUGUUCGAUUAACCAACCACACAUGUGCAGCUCCUCCAGAGCCACAACAGCAGGAGAAUGAGGAGGACUGUGAAAUACCUCCCAACACAGACAUUCCUGAUGACGAAGAUCCCUCAGCAGUGAAAGAGACCAACACACCACCACAUGAACAGAGCAACAACCCUACAAAUGAAGAGGAGGAACAAGAAGAAACUGAAGAAGAUGCAGAAGAACAGGAGACAGCAGCAGAGCAGCAGGAAGCUGAAGCAGGGGAGGAAGAUGCGAAGGAAGCAGUAGACAAGCUUGAAGCUGAGUCUUCUGAGGAGAAGCCAGAACCAAAGACAGAAGAGUGUGCAAAGGAGGAGCAGCCUGAGCUACCAAAAGAAGAAGAAGAAGAAAGAAGAGAAGAGGACGGUGAUGAGGAAGAUGAAGAUGAAGCUGAUGACGAAGAGGACGACGAUGAUGAUGAUGAUGAUGAUGAUGAAGCAGAGGAUGAAGCCCAGGAGCUUAGGAACACCACAGAGAGCCACAACGACACCUUAAAAACCAACGGUCAUGCAGUAGUGGAUGCAAAUCAUCCAUCAGACGCUGUACCCGUGGUGCCCUCACCCUCACCUCUGCUGUGUCCACUGGUGGAGUCAGAGGUCAGCACCACUGAUCGGGAGGCCUCUGAUGCCUCUUAUGAGCUGUUCAAUGGAGACACAGCAGCACUCAGUAAUGGCGCUCGACACAGAGCCACGGCACCACGCUUCCCUGAGCUCCCUCUGGACCCCGAGCCGGACGAGUGUGAGCCUGAGGAAGAAGAGACAAACCUGAACCCCGAUGCCGAGCGCAGCCGCACUGUCUCAUCCUCCAGCACCGGAGACACUCCUAAAGCUAAAGCACGAGCAGCUGACCUGCUGGUGAAUCCUCUCGACCCUCGCAACGCUGACAUACUCCGAGUGAAAAUAGCAGACCUGGGCAAUGCAUGCUGGGUGCACAAGCAUUUCACAGAAGACAUUCAGACGCGACAGUACCGCUCUAUUGAGGUUCUAAUCGGUGCUGGUUACAGCACUCCUGCAGACAUCUGGAGCACUGCCUGUAUGGCGUUUGAGCUGGCGACAGGAGACUAUCUGUUCGAGCCACAUUCAGGAGAGGACUACUCACGCGAUGAAGACCACAUCGCUCUGAUUAUGGAGCUGCUGGGGAAAGUCCCACGUAAAGUCAUCGCUGCAGGGAAAUACAGCCGUGAAUUCUUCUCAAAGAAAGGUGAGUUGCGGCACAUCACUAAACUAAAGCCGUGGUCUCUGUUUGACGUCUUGGUGGAGAAGUACGGCUGGUCAGCUGAGGACGCCGGCCACUUCACAAACUUCCUGUUGCCCAUGCUGGAGAUGGUUCCAGAAAAACGCGCCUCUGCAAGAGACUGCCUCAAUCAUCCAUGGCUGAACUCGUAGCACCUUCCCACCUCUAGCUCUUUCCCCCUAGUGGCAGGCUUUAGGACUGCACCCUGCUCUCAGUCUUGGGGGAGAAAGAGGUCAGAGAGACAGUGAAGUGAGAGAGAGAGAGAAGGAAGGUGUGUGAAUUCAUGUAAGACUGGAGCAUGUUGGAGUGAGCUAUUACAGGUGGAAAUCUGAAUUCUGUAUACACACUGUUGCUCCUACACACACCACACACACACGGCUGCUCAUUAACUCAAAUUCCAUUUUCACAUGGAUGAACAGCAUGAUAUUUUGUAUCAUGUAAAAAUGACAUGAAGAAAUAUGCAAUGGAAUAACAAUGGAGUGUAACUAUUUACUAUCAAAAUUAGCAUUAAGAGAGACAGCAUUGCUGCCUCACAGCUCCAGGGUCCCCGGUUCAAUCCUGAGCUCGGGUUACUGUUUGUGCGAAGUUCCAUGUCCUCCCUGUGUCCGUAUGGGUUUCCUCUGGGCUCUCCAGUUUUGUCCAGGUCAGACGGCAGGCUGCAACCAGUUUUCAACUACUUGCGUCUACCUGCGAUAACAAAAUCGCAGGUAGACGCAAGACUGGUCUUGCGUCAACGAGCGACAACACAGAUAAUGGCAGUGUUGCAGAGGGUCUUUAGGAGAGGCAGGUUGACACAAGUGGAUCACGAUCUGUUCGCAUUUCAGCUGCGAUUCGCUUCUAAUCGGUGCAAAUAGAUGACUUGCAACCACGUGAUCAAAAUGUGCUACGUCAUGAGCGUCCACCAUUAUGUUGGUGGAUAUACAAAGCAACUAGGAUGGCAGCCGCUGAAAGUGUGUCUGUAAACAAUGCUGAAUUUUCUCAGUAUUACCACGAUUUGAACGAUCGAGUGAAGAUUCGAUACAAACAGAAGAUAGAUAUGUGGGGUUUUGAAACAGAUUAUUUAAAAAAGUCAGACUUUUCUGAAGAUAAGACGCUUCUACCGACCGUCAAGUACGAAUACAGGUCAUUUCGUCCAAAGCCUUUUUCAUACGCAUCAUCAAUUAUUUUAUAUUUCAGGUAUUUGUUUGUUCGAAAUAAAGGAGGAAUUCCAUCCAUCCAUCCAUUAUCUGUAGCCGCUUUAUCCUGUUGUACAGGGUCGCAGGCAAGCUGGAGCCUAUCCCAGCUGACUAUGGGCGAGAGGCGGGGUACACCCUGGACAAGUCGCCAGGUUAUAAAGGAGGAAUUCUCAAUCAAAUUUGACCGACACAAAACACAUUUUUGUAAAGCAAAUGAGUGCCAUGGUACGUGCGCUUUGACACUAAAGAGUGUACUAAGGGGGGUAACCAUGUCAACUCGUGCCACUUGCUGACCCUGGGAUGAGUUAACUCCCUUGUCAUUGCAGGCUGCUCGCUUGCAUGUCUUUGUUUCCGGCUGGAUUAUAUUAAAUCUCUAGGUGCUGAGCAGCGCUCUCGCAGGGGUUUCGUUCACGAAUACCGGGCCGAGGUGCGGUCCUACUGACCCGAGACCAUGCGCUUUUGAAGAGGGAGGCUUAGAGGGAGGUGCCUGUAAAAUUUGGCUUUGCUGUGAGGUCUGUUGGCCAAGUUGUUAAUUUUUAAAGCCGGCUGGAUCAUAUUAAAUCUUUAGGCGCAGAGCAGCGCUCUUGCGGGGCUUUUAUUCGCAAACACAGGAAUACCUGAAAUAUAAAAUAAUUGAUAGUGCGUAUGAAAAAGGCUUUGGAUGAAAUGUCUUAAAGGAACA